UUACCAAUGUUAAAACCAAAGAUUAUAUCCCAAGUACUACGACAAUCUUUGUAUAAUGGUAUUAAAGCAGCACUGAUCAUGACAACAGAAGGAUCGCUGAUUUCAUUUGCAGCAGACAAUGACAAGAAUGCCACCAUUUACUCUGCCAUCUCGGCCAAUAUUUGGAACACAUACAAGAAAAAGAAUAGUGAAGUGUAUACCAACCUCCAAUUCCAAAUACUCGACUGUCAAGAAGGCGUUGUGUUUAUUACAAGUCUAGGAGGUAUGAUCCUAUGUCUUGUUGGUGAAGCAGAUGUAGAUUUGGGUAUGUUGAGAGCAAAAGCACAAGUCCUCAAGGGACACUUGGAAGGUCCUUUUCAACAACUUGCACUUCACACAGACUAUUGACGGACAUUCAAUAAAGUACACCAAUCAAGGGAUGACUACAAUGUCAUUUAAACCUUGUAUUCCUUUA
Gilbertella persicaria is the source of this 454-nucleotide messenger RNA. RefSeq names its product ragulator complex protein LAMTOR2-like protein. Bases 7 to 387 code for a protein of 126 amino acids. The record is from RefSeq and is a predicted model, not a curated record. Gene Ontology annotation, cellular component: Ragulator complex. Lineage: Eukaryota; Fungi; Mucoromycota; Mucoromycetes; Mucorales; Choanephoraceae. The transcript has 3 exons. Gene Ontology annotation, molecular function: molecular adaptor activity; guanyl-nucleotide exchange factor activity. Gene Ontology annotation, biological process: cellular response to amino acid stimulus; positive regulation of TOR signaling.